Messenger RNA from Amaranthus tricolor (Joseph's coat), 1344 nucleotides. RefSeq lists its product as uncharacterized. Gene Ontology annotation, molecular function: zinc ion binding. The transcript has 2 exons. The coding region runs from base 377 to 1015 and encodes 212 amino acids. The record is from RefSeq and is a predicted model, not a curated record. Lineage: Eukaryota; Viridiplantae; Streptophyta; Magnoliopsida; Caryophyllales; Amaranthaceae.
AUCUUAUGUGUUGUAGUAGGAGUAUGAUCUAUGAUGUGUUAAGUUAAGCCUGUUUUUGCCUGCAAAAAAGCAGAAAAUCACCUCUCUCUUUUCCUCCAUUUUUCUGUCUUUGGGCUUGGGACUCUUCAAAACCCCAACAAAACCAAUACAACAAAUCCUAAAAAAACCCCAUUUUUCUCCUAUCUUUCACCUAAUCUUCACCACCUACAAUGGACUAAUGGAGUAGCACCAUAAACUAAACAACCCCACUUUAAUGGAGAUUAAAAGCUUUAACCAAAUUCAAUAAAACCCAUUUCUUAAAUCUCAAAAACGAACCAAACCCAUUUCUUAUUUUUCGAUUUGAUGAUAUUUGCAUGAAGAAUCAUCCCAACUCCCAAUGAAAACAAUAAUGAAUUCCAUUAAUGUUGGUGAUAUUGAACAAGGAAGAAUUUUUCAUGACACUACUCAAGAUUCUGAUGAGGAAAGUGUUAAGAUUGAAGAUGUUGGUGGUGGAAGAAGAACAAGUGAGAAAAGUGGGUCCUUUUCUUCUUCAUCUUCAUCUUCUUGUUUGUCAGAAUGUUCAGUGGAAGAUAUUGUGGAUCUAGAGAGAAAUGGGGAUGUUGUGGAAACAAAAGUGAGUGUGCAUUUAUCAAAAGUUGAGAGGGAUUGUAGGAUUUGUCAUUUGAGUUUAGAUGGGUCUAAUCCCGGGUCUGGGUUACCUAUUGAAUUGGGUUGUUCCUGCAAGGAAGAUUUAGCUGCUGCUCAUAAACAUUGUGCUGAAACUUGGUUCAAAAUUAGGGGUAACAAAACAUGCGAGAUAUGUGGUUCAACAGCUCGCAAUGUGGUUGGUGUAAAUGAAGUCGAACUUAUGGAGCAAUGGGACGAGACUAAUGAAACUACAGCUACUGCAGCUCCAUCUCAACCAACUGAAACUCGGCGCUUCUGGCAAAGUCAUAGGUUUCUCAACUUCUUGUUGGCUUGUAUGGUCUUUGCUUUCGUCAUCUCUUGGCUCUUUCACUUCAACGUUCCGUCUUAGAUUCGUGUACAGAAAUAAUGCAACUAGCAUUGUUGUAACAUUUCUCAAAAAAAAAGGGCAUAUAAUCAGCAAAACGCAGGUACCUUGUACUCCAUUCUCAUUUCAGGUUUGUCAAUAGCAUUAGGUUAGUCCCAAGAGCUCUUUGAGGAAUAGCUCGAUUUCAUGUUGUUCAUGUCAUGUUAUAUCAUCUAUUACGCCAUUAAUCAUUCCAAAACUAUUUGCCUUAUUGGCAUUUCGCUUGUAAAAUUCCAACUGUGAAAGAAAUUUUCUUGGAGUAGAAACGAUUUCCUCAUGUUUCCUAGUAAAUGUGUUGCAAUUUGCCUUGGAAA